Messenger RNA from Blastomyces gilchristii SLH14081, 183 nucleotides. RefSeq lists its product as uncharacterized. The annotation marks the transcript as partial. The transcript is spliced from 2 exons. Lineage: Eukaryota; Fungi; Ascomycota; Eurotiomycetes; Onygenales; Ajellomycetaceae. The record is from RefSeq and is a predicted model, not a curated record.
UCAGGACAUUUGCGCGUGCACGGUACAUGAGAUAUCUAUGGAAGUCUGCCUUGCCGUCUUUUAACAGCAGUCAACCCCCAUUCCCAUUGUUCGGCAAAGAUAUCAAGUCCACUCCGCUACUCCAUCUGAACGAGCACAAGUCCCACGAUACCUUGAUGAAGACUGGCGGUGGGGUUGCUGAUC